This is a messenger RNA of Onthophagus taurus, 955 nucleotides long. RefSeq names its product persulfide dioxygenase ETHE1, mitochondrial. Gene Ontology annotation, biological process: glutathione metabolic process; hydrogen sulfide metabolic process. The record is from RefSeq and is a predicted model, not a curated record. Gene Ontology annotation, molecular function: sulfur dioxygenase activity. NCBI's taxonomy places the organism in Eukaryota, Metazoa, Arthropoda, Insecta, Coleoptera, Scarabaeidae. Gene Ontology annotation, cellular component: mitochondrion.
AGUCUUGACUGAGUAUCCAAGGAUACAACUUCGACGACUGAUAAUUAUUUAUAAAGCGAAUAAUGGCCAGUUUAGUAACGAGAGCGAUAAAGUGCGCAUUUAACCGCACCAACAACAAUUAUUAUAAAAUUCAUCGAUUGAUGAGCCGAACGAUGUUUACCGAUGGCUUCAUUUUUCGUCAGCUGUUCGACACGGAGAGCAGCACGUACACAUAUUUACUCGCCUGCGCCAAGAGUAAAGAGGCCAUUCUUAUCGACCCCGUUAUAGAACACGCAAACCGGGAUUUUCAACUUUGUAAAGAUUUAAAUUUGAAUUUGAAAUACGCAAUUAAUACUCAUAUGCAUGCUGAUCAUGUAACCGGAACGGGGGAAUUAAAAAAACUUUCUGGUUGCAAAAGUAUUAUUUCGAAGGCGAGUGGGGCUCAGGCUGAUAUUUUAAUCGACGAAAAUGAUGUUAUUGAGUUUGGAGAGCAUAAAUUGGAAGUUAGGGCGACUCCUGGUCAUACUAAUGGGUGUGUUACGUAUUAUAUUCCGGCACAAGGUGCUGCAUUUACCGGGGAUACCUUGCUUAUCAGGGGUUGUGGUCGAACCGAUUUUCAAGAAGGAAACUCUGCGAGUCUUUACAACAACGUCCACGAUAAAAUCUUUACAAUGCCCGAUUCGACCACGUUGUAUCCCGCUCACGAUUAUAAAGGGAUGACCAGCACAACUGUUGACGAAGAGAAAAGAUUAAAUCCGCGAUUAACGAAGAGUUUGGACGAGUUCAUCAAAAUUAUGGACAAUUUGAACCUUGCUUACCCAAAAAUGAUCGAUAAAGCUUUACCAGCAAAUAAAGUUUGUGGACUUUACGAGAUUCCUACAAAAUAAUUUAAGAAAAUAAAACAUUUAUCUUAUUUUAUCAGGUAUAUAAGGCAUUCAGGGUUUUAUUAUAAUAAAUGAUUUAUUAUGAACAAGUA